CGACGACCGCAGUGCCCUAUUCUCACCUCUUUCACAGCCAACGACGACGAUAACAAGCACAUAAAUCAGAGCUUAAUCGCGAUGUCCGACGAAUCUCCACCACCCAAACCCAAGCCAGGCUCACUACGCGACCGAAUCGCAGCAUUCGAGCAGAAACCAGCCUCAAAUGCACCUCCUGCACCUGCUCCUCGUCCCAAACCAGGACAUAUUCAAUGGAAACCGAGACAGUCCUCGCCCCCUCCUCCACCUGUGAAUGCGGAAGGAGGAGAAGGGCAUCAUGCGGAUGCGAAGGAGAGCAUUGGUAUGGGUGGGAUGAGUCUUAAGGAGCGUAUGGCUGCACUUCAGGGACGUGGUGCGUUUGGUGCGCCAGCGCCUGCUGCUCCUGUGCCUGCACCGAGACCUGCGGGUGAUAGACCGAAGUGGAAGCCUCCUCCAGCACCUGUCUCCCCUGCUGAAAACGAAGGAGGGAGUGAUCAAGAUGUGAUAGUAUCUCCACUAGCGAGUGUGAAGUCACCCAUAUCUGCUGCGAGUGAUGCUGAAGGUGGUGAGAGUGCGCCUGAAGUUAGUGAUGCCGACAAGCCAUCUUCACCUGGACAAGAAAGCGAAUCUGCUGCUGAAGGUGAAGAAAACCCCGAGGAGGAAGAGAGGAAACGUCGGGCUGCGAUUGCUGCUCGAAUGGCGCGGCUGGGCGGUGCGCGUAUCGGUAUGGGCCCGCCUGUCUUUGCGCCGAAGCCGCGUGCGACUCCUUCGUCAUCAUCACAACCGACCGUCAAAGAACCCGCUGAAAGUCCAGAUGAGCCAUCCGCAUCCGAGGCUCCAACAAAGAUUGACAUACCAAGUGCUCCAUCCGAAACGUCCCUUCUUUCUGCCGAGUCUGGAUCCUCCGCACGCAGCCCUCCAACAUCAAUGCCCGUCCCGAGUGGCCCGCGACGUGCAGCUCCACCGCGUCGUCGUCCACCAAAGUCUCCUGGUGCACCAUUAGGCGAGUUACCACCUGUACCUACAGAAGAAAGCGCAAGCGCAACGCCUUUGGAAACUGCAGAACGGGACGAGAAGAAGCUAGAGGAAGAAGAGCCUCCUGUCGAACAACGUCAUGAGGAAGAGGAAGAGGAGGUGCCAGCGGCUGAAGAGACGGAAGAAGAAGCUGCUGCGCGGAGGAAACGUAUCGCGGAUCGGAUUGCCAAGUCGGGUGGGAUCAACCCGUUCGCUGCGCCUAGACCUGUACAGGAACAGGAGGAGGAAGAGCCAGAACAGGAGCAGGAUCGAGCUGAGGUGGAAAGUGAUGCUGACGCUGUUCCCGCGGCCAGACCAAUCCCAGUUGACGUCGAAGCUUCGGAAGACCUCCACGCCGAGGCAGACUCUGAAGCAGAGGCCCCUCCACCGAGCGAUGACGAACCAGAGCCAGAGGAGGACCUUGAAGUUCAAGAGCAAGAAGAGGAAACGGCGCCGCCUCCUUUACCGCCCAAAAUAGCCAGCCAAGAGACCGAGGACGCGAAGAAAGGGAAAGACGUUCAUAAUCAUAGUCCCGAUGCGCUGCCAACGAAGACAGAGGAAGCAGCAGCUGUCCCUGUUGUCGACCUCUCAAAGCCAGGUGACGUGUCCACGACACUAGAAGAAGCGGAAAAUCACUCGAUUGACAUUACGGAGGCUGCUGAUGAGCUUAAGAAAGUCGACGAUGAGGGUGAAUUAGAGGAGUCUCAUGCGCAUGAGCGUGUUCCGAAGUCGGGAAAAGAGCAUAGGGAUGGGAAGAGUGGGAAGGGUGGUAAAUGAGCGGAUGAGCGAUGAGCUGUAUAUGUGUGGGAUGAUUCUAAGAAAUUAAAUGUCGAUAAUCUAUGUGUACUUUUUAAGAAAGGGGUUAGUUAACAUAGACAGUGUACAAUCUUGG
Fomitiporia mediterranea MF3/22 is the source of this 1885-nucleotide messenger RNA. RefSeq lists its product as uncharacterized. Lineage: Eukaryota; Fungi; Basidiomycota; Agaricomycetes; Hymenochaetales; Hymenochaetaceae. The coding region runs from base 82 to 1770 and encodes 562 amino acids. The transcript has 3 exons. The record is from RefSeq and is a predicted model, not a curated record.